AUGGACGACCAGCCCCGUCAGCAAGGUAAGACCGGGAGGUUACCCAGCGCCAGGGCUGUCAGCCGGGCAGUCCAUCAAGGGAACUCUGCGGAGAAGACGGACCGGGAUAUCAGCUCCAUCUUCACAUUCUGGGGUCAGUUCAUGGCACACAUGAUUUCUGACAGAGCCGUCGCUACAGGAUACAACAGUACCAGGGUGGACUGCUGCUCGCAAGAUGUCCCCACACCUCGUUCUGAAUGUUUCAACAUCGACAUUCCGGAAGGGGACCCGUUCAGAAAGGAUGGGCGGACCUGUUUGGGAUUUUUGAGGUCUAUGGAAACAACGACUAUGGGAUGUGUGACCGGUCAAAGGGAGCAGCUGAAUCUCGCAUCUUCCUACAUUGACGGUAGUGCGGUGUACGGGUCAGACAAAGAAAAGGUGGAAUAUCUGAGAAGGCAUCACGGUGGCGAGCUGUGGACGUCUGAACCGAAUGAGCUUCCACAUAAGUCCCAUCCCAAUGCGAUCGCCGAAAAGAUGGGAUUGGCCUUUGCACGAGCAGGUGAUCCUAGAGCACCGGAAGUACCCAUGCUGACAGGAAUCCACACGAUAUGGCUGAGAGAACACAACCGUAUUGCUCGUGAGCUGGCCGUUAUCAACCGGUUCUGGGAUGACGAAAAGCUGUAUCAGGAGUCGAGGAGAAUCGUCGCGGCUUUAAUCCAGCACAUCACCUACAGCGAGUGGUUGCCAGUUCUGCUUGGCCCAGCCAUAGUCAAGGACUACGAUCUUCUCCCACGGGUCUCUGGAUUCUACACAGAGUAUGAUCCCGCAGUGGACGCCUCCACCACUAACGUCGUAUCCACUGCAGCGUUCCGCUUCGGUCAUUCACUCAUCACCGCCUCCUUUCCUUUAUGUAAAAAGGACUUCACACAAGGUAGCUCUCCUGCCUUGAAGCUAGGGGAUAUGUUCUUCCGGUCUAACCAAUACCUGUUGCAUGAACAGGGCCUAAUGAGAGGGCUGUUGACAAAGCCCGCGGCUUCCAUGGAUGCCAUCGUCACCAACGAUCUAACCAACAAACUAUUCAAAACUCAUCAGGGAAACGGUGGUGAUCUGGUAGCGUUCAAUAUCCAGAGAGGCAGAGAUCACGGACUUCCCUCGUACAACUCUUGGAGGACUUUCACUGGUCUGCCCUCGGCGUCUUCCUUUACAGGGGCGAGCGGAUUUGUGGACAUCCCCGAGGACACCGUUCAGGCGCUGGCCAGUGUUUAUGGUCACCCCGAUGACGUGGACAUCUGGACGGGGGGUGUCUCGGAGAGGCCUGUGCCAGGAGGUUUGUUAGGCCCGGUGUUUUCACACCUUCUGGCCCGUCAGUUCAGCCGUUACCGACAGGGGGAUAGGUUUUGGUAUGAGACAUCGGAGGAGCCCCAAGGUUUUACAGCCGCUCAGCUGAAGCAGAUCCGCAUGAUGACCUUUGCCCGUAUUAUGUGCAACAGCUUUGACGUGGACAUGAUCCAGUCACAGGCAUUCCGCAUGGCAUCAACUAAAGGGUAA
Liolophura sinensis is the source of this 1527-nucleotide messenger RNA. RefSeq names its product peroxidase-like protein 3. The transcript is spliced from 8 exons. NCBI's taxonomy places the organism in Eukaryota, Metazoa, Mollusca, Polyplacophora, Chitonida, Chitonidae. Bases 1 to 1527 code for a protein of 508 amino acids. The record is from RefSeq and is a predicted model, not a curated record. Gene Ontology annotation, molecular function: heme binding; peroxidase activity. Gene Ontology annotation, biological process: response to oxidative stress.